GCAAGUGAAAACUUUUGGAACCUUUCCAUAAAGAAUGGCAACAAUGGCUUUGGGUAAUGUUUGUUCACUACAAUUCAAGACUUGCGACUUAUUUGGAAUUUGUAUAAAUCACUCAUAUACCACUCUUACUAUCCAACAUAAAAGCUUAAAUAUGAAGCUAUUGGUAAUUCAAGCUACAGAUAAAACUAAUUCUCGUACUGAGAGUGCUAAACUUCGAAAUAGGCGAAUUAGAAAAAAGUUUAAUGGCACUCCUGAAAAACCAAGACUUUCAGUCUUCUGCUCAGAAAAACAGUUGUAUGCUACACUGAUAGAUGACCAGAACAAGAAGUGCUUGUUUUAUGGAAGCACUUUGCAAAAAUCAAUCCGGGGCGAUCCACCUUGUAGCACUAUAGAAGCAGCGGAGCGUGUUGGGGAGAAACUAGUGCAGACUUGUGUUGGUCUCAACAUCGAUGAAAUUUCAUCUUAUGAUCGCAAUGGUUUUGCUCGAGGAGAAAGAAUGGAAGCCUUUGAGAUUGCCAUUUCUCGACAUGGUUUCCUGUUCAGAUAGUUCUUCCUUCUUUUCGUUGUGCAUUUUUGUUGUAUAGCAUUUAGCAGUCUCUUACCCCUCAGUCCGCUAAGUUUUAUUUCUAUCAUAUUAACAUCCCUUGUCUAUCGCAAACAACCUCUGAGGUAGGGGUAAAGUCUUCGUAUACUUCUCAGACCCCACUUUAUGGGACUAUACUGAGUAUGUUGGUGUAAUUGUUUUUUCGCCUAUAGCCUAUCAAAAAGAGAAAAAACCUCCUGUAAUUCAUUCACGAAAAACUUCUUGUACCAACCAUAUACUUCGUGUCACCUGAAACGAAAAAAGAAAAAAAGAAAAGAAAAAGCUGAAGUAG
Molecule: messenger RNA, 875 nt
Organism: Capsicum annuum
Lineage: Eukaryota; Viridiplantae; Streptophyta; Magnoliopsida; Solanales; Solanaceae
Product: 50S ribosomal protein L18
Exons: 4
Coding region: 35-547 (170 amino acids)
Biological process (GO): translation
Cellular component (GO): ribosome
Molecular function (GO): structural constituent of ribosome; 5S rRNA binding
Source: RefSeq, a predicted model, not a curated record